Molecule: messenger RNA, 4467 nt
Organism: Brassica napus (rape)
Lineage: Eukaryota; Viridiplantae; Streptophyta; Magnoliopsida; Brassicales; Brassicaceae
Product: LRR receptor-like serine/threonine-protein kinase IOS1
Exons: 17
Coding region: 1272-4064 (930 amino acids)
Biological process (GO): protein phosphorylation
Molecular function (GO): protein kinase activity; protein binding; ATP binding
Source: RefSeq, a predicted model, not a curated record
GCUUGAGUUAAGCAUUGCAAUUUUUUAGAUUAAGAUCAAUUGCAAUUUUUUUGUGCUUGUAACUAUUAGUCAUAAAAUGUUACAAUUUUUGGUGAUAAACCAUUGCAAAUGUGGAUGUUUUGAGCCAUUGAUGAUUAACAUUGUGACCUUUUGGUUAACCGUUCCAACUGUUGGUGUUAAGAAUUGUAAUUCUUGGUAAUAAUAAUUGUAACUCUAACCACUAUAAUUGUUAAUACUAACCAUUGCAACCCUUUAUAAUUUAUUUAAAAAGUUGUGGGUUUUGGUAAAUCAUAACUUAAUAACAAUAAGAAAUCAGAAACUAUCGGUUAGAUAAAUAGAAUGUUCAUCAUUCAAAGAUCGUCAAAUAUUUUGAAUAAACACAUAUACACUAAAACUCUAUUUGUUAAUAUUCUAUCCUACGAUUUUGAUUGUUUUAUCAUACAAAAUGAUACGUGUAACCGAAAGGUUCGAGUAUAGUCGAAAUGCUCUUGAACAAAAAUAAAAUCGAUGUGAUUCAGUCAUUAUCCAAUUUUCAGAUUACCAAUUUAAAUAUAUAAUUAGUAUUUUUAAAUUGCAUUUAAAAUGAAUAUCACUCCCCCUGCCAACCGCAGGGUCCAAAUCCUAGUGUUAAUAAUAACUGUACAAAUAAAGAAAUAAUGGGUGUUAUAAGUUUCUCAUUAAGACCUCAUGUUAAAUGAGAACCCCUUCUCCAUACUCUUUUUAUACUUUUUUUUAAAAAAUUAUCAUUUUUUUGUGUGAAAAUUCCAUAGAUAAAUCAUCAACAGAGAUGCUUUAAGAAGUCCAUGCACUUUUCUAUAUGGUUGGAAGGAUAGAAACUCCUGCAGGCUUGAAGACUACUCCAACGGUUAUCUUCAAACAAAUGAUGAUUCACCCAUCUUUUUUUUAAAGGUUAUCUUGAAUGAUUUUUGGCCCUAGAUUGUUACUUGAAAAUGUAAUUGCAUUCUAACCAAACAUAGUGAAAAAUAACAACUACAAAAAACACAUCACGUGGUCGGAUAAAUUAUGUACACCUCACUUGUUGUAUUAGGCCCGCCUGUUUAGGUUUUAAAAACAUGUCUUAAACCACUUGUAAUGUUGUUGUACAGGAUAGUCUACAUUCAUAAACAACACACGAAAGUAGACAAAUAAUUAGAUCAGAAUUGAUCACUAAAUUUGACUCUGAGGUCGCAAUAAUAACCGUAAUAUAAAUCAAAUCUGUGUUCAUUUCUAUUCAUCCGCUUUUUUCCUUUUCUUAAAAUUGUCAGAGAAUUAUGAGAAUGAUGGGGUUUUCCAUGUAUCUUUUUGUUCUUCUUCCACAACUUUUCUUACGUUUUGGUCUUGCUGAAAAUCCGUCAGGAUUCACCAGUUUAACUUGUGGUGCUCCGAUGGGAACUAGCUUCCUAGAAAAAGCAACAAAUAUAACAUACAGCUCUGAUGCGCCUUACAUCGAUACCGGCAUUGGCAGGAGCAUCAAAUCAGAGCAACAAACAUGGUACCUCCGGAGUUUUCCACAGAGCUCUAGAAGCUGCUAUACCUUCAACCUGACCACAGGCGAUAAGUAUCUGAUCAGGGCCAUUUUCUUCCAUGGUGGUUAUGACACAAGACCCUCUACUAAGUUCGAUCUCCACCUCGGGCCUAACAAAUGGGCGACAGUUUCAACCGCCGAGGAGACCAAGUCUGAAACAUUUGAAAUCAUACACAUAUUGGCCACUAGCAGGUUACAAGUCUGUCUCGUCAAAACAGAGGAUUCAACGCCAUUCAUCUCCGCUAUAGAGCUGCGUAAACUCACCAGCAAAGCGUACGCGAACGAGUCGGGGUCCUUGCAGACUUUCUUGAGAGCAGACAUUGGCUCCUUCUCUAAACAAUCUUUAAGGUACGGAUCUGGUGUCUAUGGAGCAGAUGUCUUUGAUCGUAUUUGGCUGCCAUACAACUCCGAAAACUGGUCACAGAUUAGAACCGAUAAUAGUGUAGACAACGAUAAUGGAUUUAAGGUGCCAGAAAAUGUUAUGGCCACGGCCUCUGUUCCAACAGACCCGGACGCUCAUAUGAACAUUUCGCUAACCGGUUUGCACCAGACAUCACGGUUCUACGUCUGCCUACACUUCUCAGAGAUCCAAGAGCUCAAUCCCAACGACACCAGAGAGUUAAAGGUGAUGUACAACGGAAGACUCAUCAUAGAGCCCUUUAAGCCAAUAAGUUUCUAUACUAGUUCCCAUUCCUUUUUCCGAGAUGAACUCGGUCCGAACGCAAAUGGACAGUGCACAUUUUCGCUUCAAAAGACUGCGAGUUCCACACUGCCUCCUCUGCUCAACGCCAUGGAGGUUUACAUGGUGAACUCUUUAUCGCAGAAUGAAACCGAUACAAAAGAAGUUGAUACGAUGAUAAACAUCAAGUUGAGUUGCGGCAUCAAUAAGGUUGACUGGCAAGGAGAUCCAUGCGUACCGCGGGAUUACAUGUGGUCUGGUGUUAACUGCAGUUACAUUGACAGUGAGCAACCAAAGAUCAUUUCAUUGAACUUGACUACCCAUGGCUUAACCGGGGAGAUACAGGAAUCCAUAUCAAACCUAAGUAGUUUACAAGUUCUUGAUUUUUCUAACAACAGCCUGAUUGGUCCGGUCCCGGAAUUCCUAGCUCAUAUGACAAGUUUAAAAGUCAUAAAUCUGUCAAGCAAUUUGCUAUAUGGUUCAAUUCCUACGAGUCUCCUAGAUAAAGUGCAAAGAGGAUUGGUUUCACUGAGCAUCGAAGGAAAUCCUGGGAUAUGUUCCUCUGCUUCAUGCGCAACCACAAACAAGAAGAAGACGAAGAAGAAGACCAUGGUUAUUGCAUCAGUUGCAGCAUCAAUAUUUUUGAUCUUAGUCAUUGUUUUAGUUAUCCUCAAGAGGAGAGCCAAGCUUGGUCGUUAUCCCAGUUCUGAUCAUGAUGAUAAUAAUCUUCAGCAGUGCAAUAAUCAAAGUAGCUCCUCAGAAAUGGCAAACAACAUGUUCACAUAUGAAGACUUGGCGCAAGCGACCGAUAACUUCUCCAAUGUCAACUUCAUUGGCCAAGGCGGGUUUGGUUAUGUUCAUAAAGGAGUUCUUCCCGAUGGAACGGAGGUUGCGAUUAAGCAGCUUAAAGCUGGAAGCGGACAAGGGGAACGGGAGUUUCGGGCAGAGAUAGAGAUUAUAAGUAGAGUCCAUCACAGGCAUCUUGUGUCCCUCCUUGGUUACUGCGUAAUCGGAACUCAAAGAUUGCUUGUCUAUGAGUUUUUGCCCAAUAAAACGCUGGAGUUUCAUUUGCAUGAAAAAAGGAGACCAUUGGAUUGGUCAAAGAGGAUGAAGAUUGCUUCCGGAGCAGCUAGAGGAUUGGCAUACUUACAUGAAGACUGUAACCCUAAAACUAUACACCGUGAUGUAAAGGCUGCUAAUGUUCUUAUCGAUGAUAGCUACGAGGCAAAGUUAGCAGAUUUUGGACUCGCCAAGUGUUGUUUAGACAAUGAUACUCAUGUUUCUACUCGGAUCAUGGGAACAUGCGGAUACUUAGCCCCUGAAUAUGCAUCUUCUGGGAUACUCAGCGACAAAUCAGACGUCUUCUCAUUCGGAGUUAUGCUUCUGGAACUGAUAACUGGACGCCGGCCUGUUGGUAAAUCACAUCCGUUUGCAGAUGAAGAAAACAUCGUUGAUUGGGCAAAGCCUCUUAUGUUACAAGCCUUAAACACUGGAAACUACCAUGGUCUUGUUGACCCGAGACUGGAGAAAGAUUUUGACAUUAGCGAAAUCAAGAGAAUGGUUCUCUGCGCUGAUGCUUGUGUCCAACAUUCAGCAAAGCACCGACCAAAAAUGAGCCAGAUAGUUCGAGCAUUUGACAAGAGCAUAUCUCUAGAUGACCUAAUCCAAGGGGUUGCUCUAGGAGACAUCACUAGUUACAACUUAGACGGGAGCUCAGAUUAUACCUCAACGGAGUACAAAGAAGACGUGAAGAAAUUCAAGAGAUUGGUACUUGAAAGCCAAACAUUUGGUAGCAGCGAUUUGACCAGUGACAAUGCUCAGAGCUCAUCAGGCUCCUUCUGCAUCAAAUCUGAGACGUAGGAGACCCAAAUAAAAGAAACAUAUACACAUUUUUAUCCACGCCACGUGAAUGAAAACUGAACAAUAGUGUUUUAUACGCAUAUUUUUAUUCUGACAAUGCCAAGAAUGCCCUUGGGUGUUUUUAUUUGUUAUAUCGAGAGUUUUUUUUUUUUUGUCAUCUGUUGGAUUAAUAUUAAAACGGGUGGAAUGCAGUCGAAUACACAUAAGCCGGCAAGGAACACUUUCCUUCCAGAGCCAGAAGCCGGCAAAGAUCGAAAUCUUUCCAGAGCCAUAAAAGAUAACUACUAGACAACUACAAAGAAAGGAUGACAACAAAUUCUAAGAUCAGCCAAAAGCCAAGAUGUAAGAAAGAAAAUGGCCUCGAGCAGUCCAAAGAGCAGAGCACAUCGAUCUCCCAAAAGGA